Molecule: messenger RNA, 1416 nt
Organism: Caenorhabditis remanei
Lineage: Eukaryota; Metazoa; Nematoda; Chromadorea; Rhabditida; Rhabditidae
Exons: 7
Coding region: 1-1416 (471 amino acids)
Source: RefSeq, a predicted model, not a curated record
AUGGCGUUACUGGGAUUCCACGUGGUGAUAUGCUUAAUAGCGGUCACUUUAAUAUCAAAAUUAGUGAGGAGAGCAAACUUUAUCAGUCUUUUCAUCACUAAUGGACUCUAUCGCUUCUUGGCACCAUCAAAUCAAGAGCUGAAAGCAUUGUUGCCACCGACUAAAGAGAAAUUGAAUCAGAGAAAUCGGAGGAAGAAGAGAGAAGACGAAGCAGUGGAAGGGUUCUCAAUCCCCAAAUCAUCGGCAUUCCAAUUGAACGUCUAUCCAGUGGACGUGCGUGAUCUCGUCCAAUUCGAGAUGUACACUUCACUCCAUUGGUUAUGUCUUUGUAUUCCAGUAUGUCUACUGGUGUACACUCUCUCAGAAGUCUAUAAUUAUGUGAUGCCUGAUAACAAAGAUUUCAAUGUAUCCAUUGUCUUCGUUCUCGUUGUCAUCAUGUUCGUUCUUCAAGUACUCACUGCACUCUCCUCUUAUCUCGUUUCGAGUAUCGAUGAGCGCGGAUUCAUGUUGUCGAUUGGAGCCGUCUAUUUCUUGUUUUCAUUCAUUUUUGCGAUGAAUUCACAUAAGAUUUUUGAUAUUGAAAUGUUGGGAGCAUACGACAAAUUAAGCACCAACAUCGCUGACUUCGUGGAGAGCUCUGGUCUAUUCGACAACUCGACAUCCAACAUUCGUGAUUACCGACCAACGAAUCCUUUGAUGAUGUAUAUCUCCCUGUCCGUGUUCUUUUCUAUGCUCUCCGCAAUGCUCGUCUUCCCUAACUUUCGUUGUGCUAUGAUGUACUUGAAAGCACUGGAAAUCGAUGGGCCGAUUAGAAGAGGAUUGGAUCAUGUCGCAUUCCUUCUACCCGCUUUCAUUUUGACUUCCUAUUCAAAGCCAUUGGUUCAUCAAUUGGUUCAUGGACCACGGAAAAUCGUAACCAUCGAUCAACUAGACAUCAUUCGAAUCUAUCUUCUCAUCUUCUGGAUUCUCAGCAAAUUCGCCACUCGAGUAUCCCAUCUCCAGGCACACUUGAAUCUCGCUUAUGAUAAAGUUGCUGAAAUGAGAGCAGAGUCGGGAAAAGUGAAGAACUAUACGAUUCAGGCAAUGAUCUACCGUUACUACCGUUACCUUUGCUGUGCGGCAAUCCAAUAUUUUGGUCCAGCGAUUCUCGCCCUCCUAUUCGCUCUUCUCCUCAAAACUACUGGAAAUCUCUCGUGGCUCGGUCAUCCAUCACCUCUGGAAUCUCCUGAAUUGAAUACUCUCGCUCUUACUGGACCAAUCCGUUUUGUGUUCGAUGCAUCAGUCUGCAGAGCAUUCUUCUCCUUCCUUCUCGUCGUUACUAUUCUGAUUAAUUUCAGUCUUCAGUUGUUAGGCGUUGUAUAUCAUUCCUAUUUUGUUGCGGGUGCUACUCCAGCACCAGUUGCACCAACUAAUUAG